AUGGAGUCACCAGGAUUAGAAUGUAAAACCUCAAGAGUGUCCAGUGGCCUUCUCACUGUAGCAAAAGGCAGAGGAUGCAGUCAGGUGAUGGCACACUACGUGUCUCUACCCUCUCAAACCGCCGAUCCCACCAACGUGGAGCAGGCGAUGCAGUUUUUCGAGCCAAGUCGACCGUUUGUAAAGGACUCAAUUCGGCUGCUUAAAAGAUGUAUCAAACCCGACAGAAGAGAAUUCCAGAAGGUCGCCAUGGCCACAGCGAUAGGAUUCGCUAUCAUGAGAUUCACUGGCUUCUUUGUGAAACUGAUCCCUAUCCCUGUUCAUAAUAUUCUUGUGGGUGGCUGA
Messenger RNA from Grammomys surdaster, 342 nucleotides. RefSeq names its product protein transport protein Sec61 subunit gamma-like. The record is from RefSeq and is a predicted model, not a curated record. Gene Ontology annotation, molecular function: transmembrane protein transporter activity. Gene Ontology annotation, cellular component: membrane; Ssh1 translocon complex. Bases 1 to 342 code for a protein of 113 amino acids. NCBI's taxonomy places the organism in Eukaryota, Metazoa, Chordata, Mammalia, Rodentia, Muridae. The transcript is spliced from 2 exons. Gene Ontology annotation, biological process: post-translational protein targeting to membrane, translocation; protein targeting.